Ilex paraguariensis (yerba mate) is the source of this 2928-nucleotide messenger RNA. The record is from the annotation of a GenBank genome assembly. Lineage: Eukaryota; Viridiplantae; Streptophyta; Magnoliopsida; Aquifoliales; Aquifoliaceae.
AUGGUUACUUGGGGAGCCCUCCUUCAUUUUCUUAUCAUUCUGUCUUUACCACUGUUUUCUAAAUCUGUGUACCAUGAAGAAUCCAGUGAGCUGAAAACUGAGGCUGGUGAUCUUAACCUGAGGUGCAUCGACAUUGAACGGAAUGCACUCCUUAAGUUCAGCGAAGGCCUUAUUGAUCCUUUCGGUCAACUUGCUUCUUGGGUUGGCAUAGAUUGUUGUAGAUGGAAGGGUGUUCACUGUCGCAACCAAACUGGCCAUGUUGUAAAGCUUAACCUCAGAGCAGUGUCUUACUCAUCACGGUUGGGUGGUAAGAUAAGUCCUUCUUUGCUUGACUUGAAAUAUCUGAAGUACUUGGACCUAAGCAUGAAUGAUUUUCAAGGAAUUCCAAUCCCAGAUUUCUUCGGUUCAUUUGAGAGAAUGCGUUAUCUCAAUCUCUCUUGUGCAUCUUUUUCUGGGAUUGUUCCUCCUCACCUUGGAAAUCUCUCAAAUUUGCGUUAUCUUGAUCUCCUCGCGUAUUCAAAUCCCUAUGAUUACAUUGGAAGUAACUGGGUCUCAGACUUAAAUUGGGUCUCUGGACUCACUUCUUUGAAAUACCUGGACCUAGGAUACAUCAACCUUAGUUUGGAAACUAAUUGGCUGCAGGCUCUAAAUACGCUUCCUUCCCUUUCUGAAUUGUACUUGUACUACUGUGGACUGCAAAACAUCCCUCCCUCUCCACUGAAUUUGAAUUUCACUUCCCUUUCCGUCCUUGAUCUAUCUUAUAACCAUUUUAACUCUCUCCCUCAAUGGUUGUUCAAUAUCAGUUCCCUUGCGACACUUAGACUUUCUUCUUGUUAUAUGAAACCCUCCAUUUCAAAAGCUGCUUGGGAAGAUUUGUGUCAUUUGCAGGCUUUAGAUCUUUCCUAUAAUGAAAUCGCAGGCGACAUAAGUGAUUUAAUAGGGGCUCUGUCUCGAUGCAGUAAUCAUAGCAUAGAAAUGUUAAAAUUGUGGAAUAGUCAUAUGAGUGGACAGCUGCCUGAGUCAUUAGGGUUCCUUAAAAAUCUAAGGUUCCUUCAUCUGGAUGAAAACUUGAUCACAGGUCCAAUCCCGGAAUCUAUUGGAAAGUUGUCUAAGUUGAACUAUUUUGGCCUUGCCGAGAACCAGUUGAAUGGAACAAUCCCAGAAAGUGUUGGAAAACUCACAGAGCUAACUGAAUUGUGCCUCUAUAAAAAUUCUUGGGGAGGUGUCUUAUCCCAAAAGCAUAUGGAAGGCCUCAGGAAACUGGAAUAUUUUUCCGUAUCAUCUUCAAAUGAAGCGUUUUCAAUCAAUUUGAGUGAUGAAUGGGUUCCUCCUUUUAGUCUAAGAUUCAUUGAAAUCGACAGCUACCCCUUGGGUCCAAAAUUUCCAACAUGGCUUAAAACUCAGAAACAACUUGAUUCUAUAAUCCUCACGAAUGUUUCUGUUUCAGGCACCAUACCCCAUUGGCUCAAGAAAUUAUGUCCACAGAUUCAACGGUUAGAUCUUUCUUAUAACCAAUUAGGUGGAAUGCUUCCUGAUUCAUUAGCAUUUCCGGGGUAUACAAGAGUGAUAGUCGACUUCAGCUUCAACCGCUUAAGCGGUCAGAUCCCCCUGUGGCCUAAUGUGACACAUCUCAUUUUGGCGAAUAAUUUGUUUUCUGGAUCGAUACCCACAAACAUUGGCCAAGUGAUGUUGCGACUAAAUAUUUUAGAUCUUUCGGGAAACUUGUUGAAUGACAGCAUUCCAUUGUCUAUCAGCGAUAUGGUGUACUUACAAAGGCUAGAUCUAUCAAACAAUCUUUUGUAUGGAGAAAUCCAUGAAAAAUGGAGGAAUUUGCAAGAAAUUCGAGUCAUAGAUCUAUCGAGGAACAAUCUAUCCGGUAACAUUCCUAAUUCAAUAUGUUCAAUGCCUAAUCUUUUUUGGUUAAAAUUAAGCAGCAACAGUCUUUCUGGAGAACUCUCAUCACUGAAAAACUGCACAAGCUUGAGUGCUCUUGAUCUUGGAGGCAAUGAGUUUUCAGGGAACAUACCACAAUGGAUUGGAGAGAGCUUGUUAUCACUAGUUGUGCUAAGUAUCCGAGCCAACAUGUUUUAUGGAAAUAUUCCUGAAAAACUUUGUCAUCUUUAUAAUCUUCACAUCUUGGACCUAGCAGAUAACAAUUUAUCUGGAUCCAUCCCAUCAUGCCUGGACAAUUUCAGUAGUUUGAGUUCUUGGACCCCUUACAGUCCAUAUUCACACUAUUCUUACUGGAACUACGUGUUUAUACCCCAGAUGGUGCUGGUUGUAAAGGGAUUGCCAAUUAUGUACACCCUCACACUUUAUCUUGUUAAGGCUAUUGAUCUUUCAAGAAACAAUCUCCGAGGAGAUAUCCCUGAAGAGAUAACACAUCUCUCAACAUUGGGUAGCUUAAAUUUAUCUUGGAACCAAUUGACAGGAAAAAUACCAGAUAGCAUUGGAAGCUUAAAACAGUUGGAAGCUCUUGACCUCUCACACAACAAUCUUUCAGGUCCAAUUCCUCUGAGCCUAACCUCUAUAACCUCAUUGAGCAAAUUGAAUGUGUCAUAUAACAACUUGUCUGGAAAAAUUCCAUCAACCAACCAAUUCCAAACGUUCAAUGAUCCAUCCAUUUAUGAGGGUAACCCUGGACUUUGGGGGAGUCCAUUGCAAACCCCGUGUCUGACAAUCAACAAAGGGAAAGUUGAAGGUUGUGAGGCCAAAGAUUACGACAACGAUGAGGAUGACACAUUACCAUAUUACAUUAGCUUGGUACUAGGAUUCGGGAUUGGAUUUUGGGUAGUAUUUGGCAGUUUGGUAAUGAAGAGGUCCUGGAGACAUGCCUACUUCAGAUUCCUAGAUAGAGUAGCGGAUUGCUUAUACAUCUUCAUUAAGCUGAACAUGGCCCAUUUACAAAGAAUGAUGAGCAAGGAGUGA